Mya arenaria is the source of this 1685-nucleotide messenger RNA. RefSeq lists its product as uncharacterized. NCBI's taxonomy places the organism in Eukaryota, Metazoa, Mollusca, Bivalvia, Myida, Myidae. Bases 142 to 894 code for a protein of 250 amino acids. The transcript is spliced from 5 exons. The record is from RefSeq and is a predicted model, not a curated record.
GAAUUGGUCUUGAAAUACUGCCCACAUCAUCUAAAGAAACAAAAACUUUCUGUGAUUCGGUAUGUACCAAAACGCCUAGACACAAUCAUUGUAAAGGGUCCAACAGACAUUGUAAACGAGGACUGUUUAGACUCAUUGGAAAUGUACUUUGACUUCAAGAGAAAAUCUGGAGGCGGAGGGGUCGUUGAAGACAGUGUUUCGUUCAGUGUAGAGGAAAAUGCUGUAUAUAUAACAUUCGAGGAGGAGGAAGUUGCACAAAGAGUUGUGAAUAGGGGAAGUCACAAAGUACAUAACCAAGAAAUUGAAGUCACCUUAUUUAAACCAAAACGCUCAACAAGGCAAACUAGCAAACCAGUCCACAUCCCGUUUAAGGAGGAAGAAGUCGGAUCAGACUUUUGGAAGUCGCAGACAAGUAAGGAAUUUUGCCCGAUAGAAUCGGAAGAAUCGGACUGUGUAGCGGGUCGCCUUAACAAUCAAAGACGAAGUGAUCAGCCCCCAGCUGCUGCUUUGGGUUGGGGGAGCGUCGAACAACUAGAGGAAUCCAGGGACCUCAUGGCCACCAUCCUAGAUAGAACAAGAUCUGUACAGCGUCAGAUGGAUGAGAUACACCAAAAGUUUGAGACUGGUCCGGUUGUCGUGUUCGUAACACGUGAACAAGAGCGGGUCAUGAAUGAUGCCUUCAUGUGCAUAAUUUGCAAAGGAGCUAUGGUGCAACCCAUGUAUGCAACAUGUUGCAAGAGUCUCAUCGGGUGCCAGCAGUGUGUUGAAACCUGGUACGAGGGAUCGGCGUCCCGCUUUUGCCCAAAGUGCAAGAAUAUUGAAGGCCAGCAGUUUUUAACGACAGGUUUGACAGAAGCAAUCCGGGCAUUUGCCACCCUUAUUAAGCCAGAAUAGAUGUCCGAUCACGCCAUUUUGUUGUGUUUCCUGGUUUUACUUAAUCAGUAAAUCUAAUACAGGGUUGUUUUUUAAGUAGAAUAUGAAAAGAUCUUUUGAUAAUAUAAGAAUUACAGAUUGCUUUUAUUUUUUCUACUACAACAAAAGCCUUUGUUAUAGUUUAUAAAACUGCCAUUCAACAACCACGUUUUUAGUGUAGAAACGUUAGACUGUUUGGACUACACAUACUUGUUUGAAUAUUGUGUUUUAUUGUGUUUUAAGCCUUUCUGCUUUUUUUAAUAUUGGAUGGUAAAACGUUGAAUAUAGACUUAAGAUACUAAGAAUUAACCUUGUGUAUACAACUGUAAAAACAUAAGUCCAUAAUAUUUAUAUGUUAAAUUUACCUACAUAUCUGACAAACAUUUGCAAAAUACUUAAAACUACAGAUUCAAUUUGAAACUUGUAUGCUUAAUUGCUAUACCGGUUCUACACUUUAUUAACAAUAUUAACAAUAUAAACAAUAUGUUCCAGAUUAAAACAAUAUGCCAGUAGGUAAAAGAAAUUCAAGAAACAGAUCUUCACUUAAGAGCAGAGUAGAAUAUUUCUUAUUAGGAAUCCAGCUUCUGUUUCUGUGAUAAAUAAUUAUUCAAAUUGAUUCAAUAAAUUAUCAUUGACACUUCACGUUUUUAAUUCACCCUUUUUGAAAUAUUAUGUUUCAUUCAUAUUAUGUGUGUCCAUAUAUCUGUCAUUUCCUAUUAUUGAAUGAUAAUGUAUAUUUGUGUGGUCUUUUCAAUAAACAGCUUUAAAUUUCA